Messenger RNA from Panicum virgatum (switchgrass), 1653 nucleotides. Its product is annotated as putative F-box/LRR-repeat protein 23. Lineage: Eukaryota; Viridiplantae; Streptophyta; Magnoliopsida; Poales; Poaceae. The record is from RefSeq and is a predicted model, not a curated record. Gene Ontology annotation, molecular function: protein binding. The transcript is spliced from 2 exons. Bases 169 to 1323 code for a protein of 384 amino acids.
CAUGUGUUUUCUCGUAAACUCCAGUUCGUCGAAGAAGUUAAUGAGUCGUUGCAGGAGGAAACGUAUUCGCAUGAGGCGGGCCGGCGGGCAGGCGCAGCGGCGGCCUCCGAGCUGCCUCGCGGUGGCGGCCAAACGCGGGAGAGACGAGCGCGGCGACGCGAGCGCAGGAUGGGCGGCGACGCGAGCGCGGGAUUUGGGUGCCGUCCCGCCCGGGGAGGAGGUGGAAAACGGAGAUUCCUUCGUGUGCCCUUGGAUACAUCUUGGACGGUCCCAGAUCGGCCGCCAAUCGGCAAUUCACCGAAUCUGGAUCCCUUCCAGCCAUUCCCCAAACCCUACUCUCCGAUGUCCUCGCUGCCGCCGCCGGCUCCAUCCAUGGCUGAGGCAGAGGUCGAGGCCCGUGACUGGGCGGAGAUGCCGUCGGACGCGCUCGCCGCCGUUUUCGGGAAGCUGGAGGUGGCCGAGAUCCUGACCGGGGCCGGGCUGGUGUGCCGCGCGUGGCACCGGCUCGCCGCCACGGAUCCCACGCUGUGGCGCCGUGUGGACAUGUGCCACCAGGGAGACCUCCUGGAGACUGAGGAGGCCGAGGCCAUGGCGCGCGCCGCCGUCGACCGCGCCGCGGGCACCAUGGAAGCGUUCUGGGCCGACACCUUCGUCACCGACGACCUCCUCCGAUACAUCUCUCGGAGGGCCCCCUCAUUGAAGAGCCUCCAUCUCAGCUUGUGCCAUCACGUCUCUAAUGAAGGUUUUGCAGAGGCAAUUAGUUCUUUACCUCAGCUCGAGGAGCUUUAUGUUACAUUUUGCACAUUGCAUGGCAACGUUUGUGAUACUAUUGGCAGAGCCUGCCCACACCUUAAACGCUUCAGUUUGAAUGAACGCUGGUCUAUUCUUCAAAGUGAGUUUGCACCCUAUGAGGGCAUGGAUGAUGACACCGAAGCAUUAGGAAUUGCUAGCACCAUGCCUGGGCUCCAAGAACUACAGUUGAUUGGUAACAACCUGACCAAUGAUGGACUCAUGGCAAUUCUUGACCGUUGCCGGCACCUUGAAUCCCUUGACAUACGCCAGUGCUACAACAUCCAAAUGGACGAUGUGAUGAAAUUGAAAUGUGCUAGGAUACGAGAUCUGAAGCUUCCUCAUGACUCCAUCUCUGACUUCAAGUACCGCGCUUACAUUGUCAGCAGCAUAGCUAACUCUGGCUCUGAUUUCGAGGUUGAUAUGUAUGAUGAUCUGCUGGAUGUGGUAACUGAAGAUGGUGAAGCUGAUUUUGAUGAUUUCGACGAUGCAGGCUCAGAUGGAGGUAUGUAUGAUGACGAAUUUGAUAUCUGAAAGAAAUUCAUCAGAAUGGCGUUUUGGUUUCCCAUGUGAAAUGUUGAGAGCUGGAUUUGGUUUGGCAUUCCCUUGUCUUGAGAUUCUGGUAGCGAGGUUGUAAUAAACAGCGCAGUACUGUUAUUUGUGUCAUAUGAUCACCUGAUGUCUAGACUUGUUCUCAUCUUUAUUGCUGUGCCCCGGUUGCCACACGCACUACUAUAUUGGGUGCUAUCUGUAUUAUGUGUUAUGGCUACGUUUGUAAUUUGUGCUUUGAACUUGGACUGUGACAAAGUAAUAUCUUUGCAAAUGGCGUAACUAAAAUUCUCGCCGAUGAAUUAAGCUUCUUGA